GAAGAACCAACCACCAACGGCGCGUACUGACGACUAAAAUCGAGGGACAAAUUGGAUUUGUGUGAACACAGGACGGACCCGGACUCUCUUGUUGUGCCAAGAACAACAUUAAUAAUGUAAUAGACUGUUACGCAGAACACAGACCUACAGAUGUUAUGUUUAAAAGACGUUAGACGCCGCAGCGACAAACGGAGAAGGAUCUCGGCGAACGGGGACCGCGCGCCUCAAGCCCAGGCCUGCGCGCGCACACUUUCCCGCCCGCCCUGCGGUGUGGCGCGAGGGAGCGGUCGCGGAGCCGCGGUUCGCCGACCGACGGUAACACACGGUGUCCUUCCGUCAAGUGUGUGUGUGAGCCCCUGGUCCGGAACGGAAGGCACCGGAGCCCCUAGUUUACCCUCAGCCUGGAGCACAGUGGAGUGGAGGAUCAUGCCGCCGUCUACCUGCUGAACAGCUCCCGCUCCCAUCUGGACAAGGCAUGACCUCUUAAUGGCUGACUGGUUUAAGCCUGAUACUGUCAACUGACCCCCAUGAAUGUGAGGAACAGGCCUGGUUCUGGGCAGCUGUGCUGCCCCUCAAAUUUCUACCGGCAGCCUCCCCGGAUCCUGAUUGUGGACACAUCACCUCCCUGGUGGUCGCAUAUCUGCUCCAGUUUAUGUGAAGCUCUGGACAACUUCCUCACCAUGGCCUGCAGCCUUGAGGGGCCAUAUCGCUUGCCCCUUUUCAGCCUGUACACAGUGAACAGUCAUCUGGAAUGUCUUUUGCCUUUUGUGCAGGUGAAGGGGAACCUUGUGCGCCUACGCUCCUGUGUGGAGGAGCUGCGAUCUGUGCCCUGGGAGGGAUGCACCCAGCUGCUGGGUGGACUAUUCAAGCAGGCUGUGAGAGACAGUGUGCUUCAGUUCAAGCAGUACAUGCAUCACAUCUCAGUGGGCAGCCAAAUCAACAGCAGCUCCAUUGAGGUGACAAUUCUUACAUGCCGAUCAGGACAGGCUGUGGUGAAGCAUCUUGAGGAUGGACUGAAGGACACAGACCUGGGCAACCUGCAGCGCCUGCAGGUGAUACAGAUCAACCUGGACUGGAGCCUAGUAGGGGAAGAACCCAAGCAGAGCCUUGGAAGGCCUUGUUCUCCUGGUCUGGGUGACCUCCAAGACAGCCAGAUGCUUGGAAUGGAAAUAGACCUGCAGCAGGUGGAGAAUGACAGUGUGACUCUGGAGAACAUGUUCAAGGUGUGGUUGCAUGAGCAAAGUGGUUACAGAGAACAUAUCCACCUGCUACUCCCACCUUCAUUGCAGGGGUGCAGCUCAGAUCUCAUGUCCUCAGGGAGAACCAAACCAGUCUGUCUGAAGUGUGACCUCCAGGAAAGGCUACUCAGCCCCACCCUUCUCCCUGGCUCGAUAGACCUUGGAGCAAAGACAGAGACCAUCCUGGACUUUCUGCUGCCAAGCAAAGGUCAGAGUGCUCAUCCACACAAGCUCGUGGCUGUCAGAGCUCUGAAGUCUGAAGGAGUGUGUGAGUCAGUGCUCUAUGGCCUGCCUCUUAUCAUGAAGCCCACAAGCUGCUGGCAGCUAGACUGGGAAGAGAUGGAGACCAACCUCCAGCACUUCCACGCCCUGUGCCACGUGCUCAGGGGUCGUGACUGGUUCCUGCUGGUGCGUUACGAACCAUCGCUCAGUGCACGUGCUGUUCCGAGUUCUGGCCCAGCGCUGUUUUCAUACCACCUGCUCCAGCCUUCACCAUCCCUCUCUCUGCUGCUGAAGCCUGUGGCUGCCAGGGAGCUGCUGUUGCCCUGCCACAUGCCCAUCGUCAGUGAGGACCCCCCAGAGGGCCCACUGGCCAGGAUCCAAGACUCUCUGUCGCAGCUGGAGGAGGACUCUGUGUUCAGUCCCCUGUCCCUGACAACCAACAUGUAUGCACACCUGAGAGGGCUCCUCACACAGCGCUCAUACUGCAAGCUGCAGCGCAGGGAGCAGCAUCACGCUCACCAGGGACAGCUGUCAAGACAGCAGCCGAGCCGGCAGCCUCAGGGCAGAGCGAGGGCAACUGUUGCUCCUUUUCCGGCUUCGUCGGCCCUUAAGGUCUCGCGCCCACAGCUCACCAUGAACCGUCCACAUGCCCAGUGUGUGUGUGCCGAUGAAAAAGAGGACCUGUCACAGGUGCUGUGAAGACUUACGCAACACACAUCUAUGCUUGGGAUACUCGGUGUGACGAAUGGAUACCACCACAGGGUUUAACGCAGUGACUCGGCUCUGAGCUGACAUGAACGACAGGAGCGAAGUGCACCUCACAGGCCAUGACCCCUGCUCCUCUGACUUUGCCCUUUCUACUGCGUAACCCUACCCAGAUUAUAUGCAGUUUGAGCCAGUGAUGUCACAGCACUGGUCAGCUUCCACACAACAUCUGAGCAUCCCUGCAACUCAGAACCCUACCAGUCUGCGUCUCAUCUGCACUGAGGCCACGAGACAUAAGCUCCUUUCCUUAUUUACACCGUCGCAGCGCCAAACUGGACAUCUGGGGCUCUUGCAAAGUUCAGCUAUAAGCUUCCAAAACAAGCUGAAAGUCAUUUGUUGAAGUAAAAUGCAGAAUAUGUGUCUGUGUUAGAAAAGCCCACGAGGCAUGUUAUAGAGCAUUGGCUAGUUCAAGUACUGUCAUUUCACUGAGUACCUUUGAACUGUGGUGCACUCCUAUUAUUGCGCUCUCCUGUAUUACUCAGUCUGCGAUACGACUCCAGUAACUCACAGUGCCAGUGUUGCUACUGCACAGCAGUUUCCGUUUCAUGACCUUUAUUGCUGAUGACAAAUUAUUUUAAUGCAGCCCUUUUGGUAGUUCUGUGUGCUUGGAAGCAUUGCAAGAGCUUGAGAUUAAUUUCAUAUCUCGUGUUCCAUACAGAUGACAAAGUUAAAUAAAGUUCAAAAAUUUAAAUACCACACUGUCAUACAUUGCCAUUUCCAAAAAAGUCAUGCAUUACAGAGGGAAGGCUUUAUUUUCCCUUGUAGGCCCUUUAUUAGAUGGAGAUGGGUGCCUGUCAGUGAACUGAGACACUUUUCUCAUUCUCUUUGUCUACUUUGACGGGCUUCGAAAUUCAAAAUGAGAAAUUUCUGUGACGCACACACCACAGUGAUUAUACUAAAAUCGCAACUUAAAAUCUUUUGCAUCAACAAUGGAUACAGAUUAUUUCCAAAUUGUUCAAAGGCUAGUGACUACAAGACAUUACAUUUAUGAAAAAGGAAGUGUGAGCUGGACUUCAGAUAAAGGCGAAGAAUAAAUUUGCUUGGACUGAGAGAGUUCUGUUUUUGAAACAGAAAUUAAAUAUUAAAGUAAAUAGUUUGUACUCGAGCUUUAUGAUGCUGUAUGGCUGUAGUUAAGUCAUACAUCUCUGAGGAUAAGAUGAGAGAUCAAAUCAGAUGUUGACAGCAAUCUGUUGUGGUGUUUCAGAUAUAACAAUGUACUUCUUUGAAAUAUACGCCUUUUAAUCUGUCAAUCCCCUCCAUGUUUAGCUAAAGUAAUGUUCAGUACACGUACAUGUACAUGUACGUGUGGGAAUUAUUUACUUAUUAGUUUACUCAACCUGUUUUUAAUCUUUUCGGGACUGUUUCCUGGUCUCUCUUUGCAUUUUUGUUUUUGUUUUGCUUUUUCAGCAGACAAAACUUUGACCAGGAGUGAAAUCAGAAACUGAACAGCUUAGAAAACAGGAACUUGAGUAAGACUGGCAGAGAACCUCGGCUAAACGAAAAAGACCUUUUUUGGUUGCGGAAAUUCAACAUAAAACAGCUGGUUCCUGCAUCGGUUGAAACUAAAAGACUUCUAUUUUUGGAGUUAUUCGAGCAGUUCUUUUUAAACACUAAGUAGUCUUAAAAGACAUCUGAGGAUAAGAUGAGAGAUGAAAUCAAAUGUUGACAGCAAUUUGUUGUGGUGUUUCAAAUAUAACAAUUCUUUGAAAAGUACGUGUUAACCCACUUGUUUAAUAAUAUUAUAUAUAUGGCUUAAUUAAACCAGAAUGUUCUGGAAGGAACCAAAAGACUGCAGGCAAGCCGAGGUCCUGACUGGAAGAUCCUGCUCAUAGGCAGCUGUACAACAGGCGCCCCUUUCACAUUGAAAUGAGACAACAGUAUAAUAACACUUGCAGAAAUAAUGACGGUGCACAUUCACACUGGCAGCAAAACUGGGUUUUGCAGAGCACCAGACCCAAGUUAUUUUAGACAAAACUAUCCUUUAUAGCGCUGAGGAACUGCAUCCUUAGGAUUUCAGUUUUCCACUGAGAAUGAAUUUUAUAUGCACGGCUGGUUCCUGCUGGAGAGGCAGUUUAGAGAAGCAAACGUCGCCAUGGUAAACAGGAGGAGAACGCGAGUUGUGCGAGUGCAACGCAUUGAAAACAGGCCGAGCAGCGACGGGUUGAGAAACAGCAAGGAAGAUGAGAGUUCCUUUAACCCACGUCCAGCUGGAUCUCAGAUGGGGCCCUUUGGGCUCCUUGUUAUUGCCAAAUCAAAGAGCUCUUACUGGCGCUUUCUGGAAAACUCUAAUGGCAACCGUACCGAGGGCUCAACAAAGCAUUGAAAACACCGUGCUAAUUUCACAGCCAGUGUGAUGCUGGAAACCUGUUGAGGCCACGAAACCAAAACACCCAAAGAGAGUUAAAAAUAACAAGUAUGACCACUGGAGAACUGCUGUGUGACAACCAGUUAUGAAAUUAGUACAAUUUAAUUUAUUUUUCUUAACAUAUUUAAAAUUAUUUAGAAGUUUAAGACAAACACA
Molecule: messenger RNA, 4746 nt
Organism: Scleropages formosus (Asian bonytongue)
Lineage: Eukaryota; Metazoa; Chordata; Actinopteri; Osteoglossiformes; Osteoglossidae
Gene: m1ap
Product: meiosis 1 associated protein
Exons: 12
Coding region: 528-2159 (543 amino acids)
Biological process (GO): male meiosis chromosome separation; spermatogenesis; meiosis I
Source: RefSeq, a predicted model, not a curated record